Messenger RNA from Owenia fusiformis, 920 nucleotides. The record is from the annotation of a GenBank genome assembly. NCBI's taxonomy places the organism in Eukaryota, Metazoa, Annelida, Polychaeta, Sabellida, Oweniidae.
UCGUGUGCCGGGAAUCAGGAAUGUGAAAGUGGCUAUUGUGAUGGCAUUUGUGGUGAUUGUGUCAUAGACUCACAUUGUCCACAACGGCAAUAUUGCUUGAAUGAUACGAAAGAUGUAAUCAAUACAUGCGGACGAGCAUUAGAGAACGGCAUUAACUGUAAAAGGGGAUCUCAAUGCCUGAGCACGUUCUGUUUCGAAAUAUGCCAGGUAUGCACAGAAGAUUCACAUUGUCCAGCUGAUCAAUAUUGUAAGGAUGAUGUUGACACAUUCUUUUGCACACCAAAGCUCCCAUUUGCUUCAGAAUGUUCACGCAACACGCAAUGUACACCGGGCUUCUGUGAUGGGUUAUGCGGAGCUUGUAUAACAGCCGAUGAUUGUGGAACCGGUGGUGACGCAAUGUUCUACUGCAGAGGUGAAGGAUCCACAUCGAUUGCGAGUGAGUGUUUCGAUCUCCUUGACAAUGGAAGACGCUGCAAUGGCAAUGAGUACUGUAAGAACGGAUUGUGUCAUAAGAGCAUUUGCAGGUCCUGUGUGAACAGCACGUUAACAAACUGUGAACCAGAACAAUACUGCAAUCGGAAUGAGUUCACGUGCAAGGCAAAACAGAAAAAUGGACGAGUAUGUCCCGAUGGCGAUGAGCAAUGUUUUUCAGAGUUCUGUUUCAGGGGAAGAUGUAGAAAUACGUGAAGUUGUGUAUAUGCGUUUGAAAUGUAUAAUUCUUUAGAUUCUUAAUUCAUGCACUAUCGUUUUGGAAUCAUCACUGAUUAGAUUAGUGUAUAUGUAGCAGGACAUCUGGAACCGAUGCUUUUGGAAACAACGGUCCCAUUUUGUGACUGAUAUGGAUAUAUAUGUGUGUAAUCAAAGAGAAUAUGUAUUCAAAAUAAAAUGGUAUGUGUAAUACUGUAUCAGUAAAUUGCAAA